This is a messenger RNA of Daldinia decipiens, 1057 nucleotides long. RefSeq lists its product as uncharacterized. The record is from RefSeq and is a predicted model, not a curated record. The coding region runs from base 50 to 907 and encodes 285 amino acids. NCBI's taxonomy places the organism in Eukaryota, Fungi, Ascomycota, Sordariomycetes, Xylariales, Hypoxylaceae. The transcript has a single exon.
CCCGGGGUUUCUUUUCUUCAUCGCAUAUUCAUUACAAUAAUUCAACACGAUGUCACCAACCCAGAAGACAGACAAUACGACCGGCGUGAAGCCAACGGUAGCUAACAAAGCUUCUACCAGCAAUCCCCGUGAGGUAAAAAAUAUAUCUGCUAGCAAAGCGCCAGAAAACCCCGUAAAUUCCGAGGCUGAGGAAAUUGUUGCCGAAAGAGAUAUCCUUACUGGAAGGAUAUUAGCAGAGGAUGGCGAGUCUUGUCUGAGGUGUAUAGACAAGGGGCUUAAGUGUACCCUCAUCUUCCUAGGAUUUGAAAAUGAAGCCAAAUGCGCUGCUUGCAGAAGAUCUGGCUCUCAAUAUUGCAUUCGACAGCGUCGGCCUCAGGAUUGUUAUAUGUUCUAUGGACACCCUUGGAACAGUCCAAACUAUUUCGCUGUUGGAAGAGGUCCCAACUCGAGAGAAAUGGAAGAAAUCCUCGAGGAGCACUUCCUUGGCAAGAUAAUAGACUCGAUAGGUGCAUAUACGUAUAUAUACAUCUAUGGCCGGAAGCAGCAUAGUAUGACUCUUCCCCCUUUCAACGGCAGUGACCUGCCAGCGGCUAUCCGACCGGAGGAUUUUAAAUCCAAGACCUGGAAGGACGUGUUACCGAUCUCGAUGAACAAGAGCGCUCACCGUCGAUUAGAAGACAACAUUGCAGAUGAAGGUAAAUCAGCGGAACAGAAAGCGGAGGAACAGGAAAGUGUGUUGGAAGCUUUAAUGGCCCCUCUGUUAAUGUUCAACUCUCCUGAAUUCGUUCCUCGCAAAGUUAAGGAAGAACGACGUCUUCGAUACUAUCCAAUCAGAGCCAUGCAUUUGUCGGAAUAUCUUGCUAAUGGUGGGGAGAUGUCGGAUGUUCAAAAAGCUGCAAUGGAAUAAAAGGAUCAUAGAAGUACCGUGGACUAUAAAAGGCUAACUGGUGUUAUAGUUGGUAGUGUGGCCAAAUGGGCUAUCUAAUUUAUAGAAAAGUUUUUUGCCAUAUUGUUCUAGUACUAGAUAAGAUAUGUUUUAAUAAAUCACAUUAAUUAA